Molecule: messenger RNA, 366 nt
Organism: Carcharodon carcharias (great white shark)
Lineage: Eukaryota; Metazoa; Chordata; Chondrichthyes; Lamniformes; Lamnidae
Product: trypsin-3-like
Exons: 4
Coding region: 1-366 (121 amino acids)
Biological process (GO): proteolysis
Molecular function (GO): serine-type endopeptidase activity
Source: RefSeq, a predicted model, not a curated record
AUGUCGGUCACGAUUGCAUUGAAUGCUGGAGCAGCUGCUGCCCCUCGCGAUGACGACAAGAUUGUCGGUGGUUACGAGUUUCUGUACCCUGCUGAUCUCCAGUGCCUCGAUGUCCCUGUGCUGCCUCCGAGCACCUGCCAGAAGGAUUAUCCUGGUAGCAUCACGAGUAGCAUGUUCUAUGCUGGAUUCAUGGAGGGUGGGAAGGAUAGCUGUCAGGGGGAUUCAGGGGGUCCCCUGGUUUGCAAUGGGAAGUUGGAAGGAAUUGUCUCGUGGGGAAUAGGCUGUGCAGAGAGAAAUUACCCUGGAGUCUACACGGAAGUCUGCAACUAUAUCUCCUGGAUCAGGGACACAAUGGAGAACAACUAG